GCUACGUCGUUUGCCGAAAUUACAAACCGUAGUUGAGUUUAUUCCCAGUGUUUUUUGGUAAUUAAAAGGUGAUGAUUCCGUUGUAUCUGAUAGAUACUGUCCGCUAGUCAUUAAAAUGUGCAUAGCGAAAGCAAAUUUUUCUUUUAUUUCAAGUGGAUAUCCCUUUGCUCUUAUCCGUAAAAAAUUAUGACAUUUUCACUUCUGUUAAAGCAGCUAAAAAACCAGUUUGUGGUUCUAAAUUUAAAUUUUACGAAUUUAAGAUACUAAAUUCACAGGUGAGGCUGAAAAUUUCACCAAGAAAUGACAUCAGCUAUGACCUCAAUAUGCCAUUUAGCCAUAUAUACCCAAUCUCCCAAUUUUGGGGAAGCCGCUAUAAAAUUUUUUGGGGAAAUGACACAAAAAACCCACAUAUGAAUAAAUUCCGCGUCAAGGUCUGAGAACUACCAUCUUCGAUUUCAUCAGACCGUCCAUGAAUCACAGUCUUAGCCUUCAUUCUUAGGGAUGAAUAAUUAUUUCGCAGUCUAGAUUUCGACAAAAUCAUAUUAGUGCCUAUUUAAAUUUUGACUAAACUAUCGAUAUUGUAAUGUUACCAUUUUAGCUUCGCCUGUUCACAUUUCAAUCGGUUAGCUCUUAAACUUAAAGAAUAGGAUGAGAAUUUUGAUUGUUUCAACUACUAAUACAUUCAAUUCACUUUUAAUGCCAUUAUAUUUACAAGUAUACACUAAUAAAAGGGAUUAUGUCGAAGUCGCUAAAAAUGUUCACUUCACAUAUGUUACAUAAUAUUAAACUUUAGUAAAUGACAAAGCGAUGUCCUCUUCAGUGGGUUAAUGCAGCAAAUGGCACGAUUGGUCCUGCGCUACAAAGUCAUGCUGGUGCCAUUAUAAGGGGAGAUCUCUAUCUGCACGGCGGAAUAACCUCUAAUGAUGCAUCAUGUAAAACGCCGAGCAACUGUUUUACAAGAUACAGCUUUAUCCUACAAUAGGCCAGUGGAUGGAAAUUACAUCUUCAGACUCACCAUUUCUUAGUCAACAUACAUGUCUAGUUUUCAAGGAUAGAUAUCUUGUUUUUAUUGGGGGCUGGAAUGGACAUAUCAGGAUCCCAGGUAUACAUACAUAUGAUACUCAAUCGAAUACUUGGCUACCUCCUGCUUUGAAUGAACCACUGCUUACAGGGUUUCCUCAGGGAGCUGGGUUGUCAGCUCAUUCUGCUCAAAUAAUUCGUUCACUAGAUGAUGAGAGUACGUUUUCAGCCAUUAUUAUCGGCCGAGAAGGUUCUCUACGAAGCCAAAGAAAGGCAGGGAAUAUUUACUUACUAUAUGGUAAUUUGAUUGAUAUGGAUUCAUCUCAACAACGAAUGAAAUAUGUUUACUGCGAAGCCGAUUCCAGUUUAACAGUAUCGUCAAGAAGUUAUCAUACGUCGACACCGAUCACACCAUGUACAUUAGUUACCAUUGGUGGUUGUAAAAGUAAUUCGGUCGACUUAUUAAAAUGGAAAAUAAUCCAUAAUAAAAAGAAAGAACCAUGCAAUUGGCCUGGUCGCCUUGACUUUCCAUUGACAUCAUGUACAGUUGUAACAAGUUUUAUUAAAAAUAUUGAACAAAAACAAAAGUCGGAUCUAACUCAACUUUCACCAUCCUAUCAAAAUGGUUGGCGUGGUCAUUGUAUAAUACCAGGUGUUGGUGGUUUAUUUAUUGGAACAGGAGAAGGUUUCAAUGCAUUAAGACAUGGUCCGCUCAAUUCAGCAUAUCUUUUAAAGUAUGCUGAAAAUGAUAGUAGUGUUAAACCAACAAUUUACGAAAUUGGUACAAUAGAUGAACCAAGAGCAUAUGCAGUCUCUGCAGUAUGUAGUAAUGAUGGUACAGCUUGGUUACAUGGUGGUCUUGGACCUCAAGGUAAAACAAUGAAUACACUAAUGAAAUUGAUAAGAGUUGAUUGACAAACACUUAAAGUAUAAUUAUUUUAUAGGAAGUAGUUUUUAUCAACAUAUCCCCCUACCCUAAUUCUUUAUAGAUUUUUAAAACAAAACUCUUCACGAUCUGAGUUCAUUACCGUUGAACUAUUUUCAGUGAACAUUUUGUGUAAUAAUAACCAUCUGUUCAUGCUGUUAUGUAACAUUCCCACAUAUUUGUUUGUUUUUACUUUACACUACUUAUAAGUAGCUUAAAUCAUUUUGUAAAAUAAGUAUUAAGUUUAUUAUUAUUACUAAGUGGCUUUCAUACUCAAUAUACAUAUUUUUAAACUCUCAUACUUUAAAUAAUUAGUUAAUUGGAUUAAUUUGAAUAUUAAAAUAAAAUUGCGUUUCU
Molecule: messenger RNA, 2302 nt
Organism: Schistosoma mattheei
Lineage: Eukaryota; Metazoa; Platyhelminthes; Trematoda; Strigeidida; Schistosomatidae
Source: the annotation of a GenBank genome assembly